CUUCGAAGUGUUCGAAUCAUACGAAGUGCUAAAAUCAUGAUAUCGAAAUAUCAAAUAUUUGUGAUACUUAUAAUCGUUAAUAUCAUCGGUUUGAUUUCAGCUAACCAAACGCCAGAACAAAAAUGCAUACUGGGAAAAGAAUACUUCGACGGCUGCAACAAUUGCUACUGCCAAGUUGGAAACAUUGUUACCUGCACCAAAAAGUUGUGCCAAAAGUAUGAUUUGGAAACCCGAAGUGAGGUACCUGUGGCAUUGCUUCCGGCACCUUCUGAUUUCUGGGAAUAAUUUUUGU
Cyphomyrmex costatus is the source of this 292-nucleotide messenger RNA. RefSeq lists its product as uncharacterized. Bases 37 to 285 code for a protein of 82 amino acids. The record is from RefSeq and is a predicted model, not a curated record. The transcript has 2 exons. Gene Ontology annotation, molecular function: peptidase inhibitor activity. Lineage: Eukaryota; Metazoa; Arthropoda; Insecta; Hymenoptera; Formicidae.